Molecule: messenger RNA, 318 nt
Organism: Gaeumannomyces tritici R3-111a-1
Lineage: Eukaryota; Fungi; Ascomycota; Sordariomycetes; Magnaporthales; Magnaporthaceae
Exons: 1
Coding region: 1-318 (105 amino acids)
Source: RefSeq, a predicted model, not a curated record
AUGGAUCGCCGUCAGUCGACUGCAGAUAUCGUCAUGGGUCUGGUGGGUUUUCGGCCCAACAAGGCCACGCAAAAAGGGCGAAAAGGACGAAAGCAGAAGGCUCUUGCGCCCUCGGCUGCGCUGGAAUCGCUGCAGCAAGGUUCUGUCAAUGGGGACAGCGGACGUGCGCCUGCAGCGCGUGUAAUUACAGCGUACCAAACUGGAAAGACUGCCCCAUCUGGCGCGCGCUAUCAGCUGCAGCCUCCUGCAGGUUGUGCAGGAGCAAAUUUGUGGCAGCGCGCGGUUUUCUGUCAUCGAAAGGGAGCCCACAGUCUGUGA